Molecule: messenger RNA, 618 nt
Organism: Phytophthora nicotianae INRA-310
Lineage: Eukaryota; Oomycota; Peronosporomycetes; Peronosporales; Peronosporaceae
Exons: 1
Coding region: 1-618 (205 amino acids)
Source: RefSeq, a predicted model, not a curated record
AUGGCUCUGGUGGUGACACUGCUGGGCUACUCGGCUGCAGUCGAAGUCAAGUUGGCUGCUAAUGUUUCAAUCCCGACGCCAAUCAUUGGUGAUGCCAUCUUUGAGGACAUCGAGACACCGGCCCCGAUCAUCGGCGACGGCAUUUUCGAGGACCUCGAAAACAUCACCACCGGCGCUAACCACCGAUAUCUGCAGGCGGCGUACCCGCCCAACGGGUUCCAGGCCGAACUACUCAAUGCUGUGAACCGCGAACGUGCUGCGCAAGGACUAUCCCCGCUGUGCAUGAACACGAAGCUGCAGAACGCCGCCCAGGGCCACUCGGACGACAUGGCUGCGAAAGAUUACAUGAGCCACACGGGCUCGGAUGGCUCGAAGAUGUCGGAGCGGAUCCAGCGUGCAGGUUAUGACCGCACUGCUGCCGGUGAGAACGUCGCGGCCGGCCACACAUCGGUGGAGGAAGUGAUGACGGCAUGGAUGCACUCUCCUCGCCACCGUGACAAUAUUUUGCGCAAGAAGUUCACCAUGUUCGGCUGUGGUUACGCGUACACCGAGAGCUCGACGUACAAGCACUACUGGACGCAGAACUUCGGUAGAAGUAACACGGAGAAGUGCUCGUAA